Molecule: messenger RNA, 464 nt
Organism: Osmerus eperlanus (European smelt)
Lineage: Eukaryota; Metazoa; Chordata; Actinopteri; Osmeriformes; Osmeridae
Product: neurexin-3-like
Exons: 2
Source: RefSeq, a predicted model, not a curated record
CCAGGGAAGAGAACGUGGCUACAUUCCGGGGCUCGGAGUACUUCUGCUACGACCUGUCGCAGAACCCCAUCCAGAGCAGCAGCGACGAGAUCACGCUGUCCUUCAAGACGUGGCAGCGCAACGGCCUUAUCCUGCACACGGGGAAGUCGGCCGAUUACGUCAACCUGGCGCUGAAGGACGGGGCCGUGUCGCUGGUCAUCAACCUGGGCUCGGGCGCCUUCGAGGCCAUCGUGGAGCCCGUCAACGGGAAGUUCAAUGACAACUCGUGGCACGACGUCAAAGUCACACGGAACCUGAGGCAGGUGACCAUCUCCGUGGACGGGAUCCUGACCACCACGGGCUACACCCAGGAGGACUACACCAUGCUGGGCUCUGAUGACUUCUUCUACGUGGGGGGCAGCCCCAGCACGGCCGACCUCCCUGGAUCGCCCGUCAGCAACAACUUCAUGGGCUGCCUUAAAGAG